CUCCUCCUCCUCCUCCUCCUCCUCCUCCUCCUCCUCCUCCUCCUCCUCCUCCUCCCGCACCCGCACCCGCACCGAGGCGGCAGCCCCGCGCCCAGCCCGCCCCUGCCCCGGUAAUAAUGCACUAGAAUGUCAGCGCUGAGAAAGGAUUUCUCAUCCUCUGAAGCACCAGAGUAGCUACCACGAGUUCACCUACUGCUGCUACGUGGGAAUGCCUGCAGCAGGCACGAGACUCACACAUUAUGGGGACAUCUCAGGUUCUGCCUGGCAUACUGCAGAAGCAUUGCUGUAUUUUGCCUGACAGGAACACAGAGUCACAGUGUACACUCUGUGGGGAGCCUGAAGAUUUGGAUUCUCUAACAGGGCAUGCAUUUCCAGAAGAAGAGGGUGGCGAUCUGCUCAAGUCGGGCUUCAGUUUUCCAGGGACGCCAGAGGAGGAGCUAGACCAGCAGUACUCAUGGUCGCCUUCUCAGCACUUCAAUGAAGAAAGAUACUCUCCUGCUCCGAGGAAUAUGAAAGGAUUAUCUGGCAGUCGCAACCAACCACAGUUAUGUUCAGCUCAUACUUGUGGCUUAGCAUCCCCUGAAGACUGCGAACACACCCACGACCAUAUCCACCAUGGGCAGGAGCCAAGGCAAUCGUAUCUUCUCAGCCCCACGGAGAGUUGCCCGAUGGACCACCAUCGUUGCUCACCACGCAGCUCCAUUCAUUCUGAAUGCAUGAUGAUGCCCAUGGUAAUGGGCGAUCACAUGUCAAGUAGCACUUUCCCCAGAAUGCACUACAGCUCUCAUUACGACACAAGAGACGACUGCGCCAUGUCUCACGGUAACCCUAAGAUUAACCGUAUUCCUGCAAAUCUUUUGGACCAGUUUGAAAAACAACUUCCUCUUCACCGGGAUGGGUUUCACACUUUACAGUACCAGAGGACCUCAACGGCUGCAGAACAACGCAGUGAGAGCCCAGGAAGAAUACGCCAUCUCGUUCAUUCAGUCCAGAAACUUUUUACUAAAUCUCAUUCUUUGGAAGGAUCAUCCAAGGGCAAUGUUAAUGGAACAAAGGGAGACAGUCGAGGGGAUGACCAUCAUCAUGGGCACCAUUCCAAGCAUAGCAAAAGGAGUAAAAGCAAGGAGCGAAAACCAGAAAGCAAGCAUAAAUCUGGAAUGAGCAGCUGGUGGAGCUCUGAUGAUAAUUUGGACAGCGAUAGCACUUAUCGAACCCCUAGCGUGGUAAAUAGGCACCAUACGGAUCAUAUAUCCCAUUGCUACCCUGAGGCACUCCAGGGACAUUUUGGGGAUCUCUCAUUGAAGACUUCCAAAAGUAACAAUGACGUGAAAUGUUCAGCUUGUGAAGGGCUAGCAAUGACCCCUGAUGGUAAAUACAUGAAAAGGAGUUCUUGGUCCACGCUUACAGUAAGUCAAGCUAAAGAAGCUUAUCGCAAAUCAUCACUGAACUUAGAUAAGCCUCUGGUUCAUCAGGAAAUCAAACCUUCCUUGAGGCCAUGCCAUUACCUUCAGGUACCUCAGGAUGAAUGGGGAGGAUACCCUGCCAGUGGGAAAGAUGAAGAGAUACCCUGCAGACGAAUGAGAAGUGGGAGCUAUAUUAAGGCCAUGGGAGAUGAAGAAAGUGGAGACUCUGAUACUAGCCCCAAGACAUCACCAAAAUUAGCAGUUCGACCCGAGUCAUUAUUAAAAUCCAUUGGACAAAGACCACUGGGAGAUCAUCAAAAUCAGAGCUACCUUCAAACUGCAAGUGACGUGCCUGGGGGUCAUAACCUGGAUCCCUCUGCAAACUACAAUUCCCCAAAGUUUCGCUCAAGGAAUCAGAGCUAUAUGAGAGCAGUGAGCACACUCAGUCAGGCCAGCUGUGUUAGUCAGAUGAGUGAAGCAGAGGUUAAUGGGCAAUUUGAAUCGGUGUGUGAAUCAGUGUUUAGUGAAGUUGAAGCUCAGGCAAUGGAUGCCCUUGACCUCCCUGGAUGUUUCCGAACAAGAAGCCACAGUUACUUGCGUGCCAUUCAGGCAGGCUAUUCCCAAGAUGAUGAAUGUAUACCUGCGAUGGCAUCUUCCAACAUCACGUCAACUAUCAGGUCAACCACAGCUGUAACUUAUACAAGUUACAAAAAAACACCACCACCGGUACCCCCGCGUACCACGUCCAAGCCACUGAUCUCAGUCACGGCCCAGAGCAGCACAGAAUCCACCCAGGAUGCGUACCAUGACAGCCGGACUCAGAGGAUUUCCCCGUGGCCUCAGGAUGGGCGAGGGAUGUACAACUCCACAGACAGUUUGGACAGUAACAAGGCCAUGAAUCUUGCCUUGGAGACUGCAGCUGCGCAGCGCCAUGCGUCGGAGGGCGCCUCCAUACGAACCAGUGACAAGGCCAUCCUCGUCACAAAAGCAGAGGAGUUUCUCAAGAGCCGGCGUUCCUCUAUAGGGAUCCAGGUGGAAACAGCAACCGAUUCGGAUACUGAGAGCAGAGGCCUACGGGAAUACCACUCUGUUGGAAUACAAGUAGAAGAUGAAAAACGACAUGGAAGAUUUAAGCGCUCAAACAGUGUAACAGCAGCUGUCCAGGCUGACCUGGAGCUGGAGGGCUUUCCAGGACACAUCACCAUGGAGGACAAGGGACUUCAGUUUGGCUCGUCGUUCCAGCAGCACUCAGAGCCCAGCACCCCCACCCAAUACAGCGCAGUGAGAACUGUACGGACACAGGGACUGUUCAGUUACAGAGAAGAUUACAGGACCCCCGUUGACACCUCAAACCUUCCACCGCCAGAACCCUGGCUGGAGCCAGCCAUUGAGACAGUAGAGACUGGUCGAAUGUCUCCUUGUCGACGGGACGGAUCUUGGUUUAUGAAGUUGCUGCAUACUGAAACUAAGAGAAUGGAAGGAUGGUGUAAAGAAAUGGAAAGAGAGGCAGAAGAAAAUGAUCUUUCUGAGGAAAUCCUAGGUAAGAUCCGAAGUGCUGUUGGAAGUGCUCAGCUCCUCAUGUCUCAGAAAUUCCAGCAAUUUUAUUGGCUCUGUCAGCAAAAUCUGGACCCGAGUGCCAUGCCGAGACCAACUUCCCAGGACCUCGCAGGUUUCUGGGACUUAUUGCAGCUCUCGAUUGAAGAUGUCAGCAUGAAGUUUGAUGAACUGCACCAGCUGAAACUCAAUGAAUGGAAAAUAAUAGAAUCACCUGAAAGGAAGCCAACUGAUUGGUGGAUGGAAGAAAGAAAGGUUCCUCCUCCUGUACCAAAGAAGCCCCCAAAAGGAAAAUUCCCCAUCACAAGAGAAAAAUCUCUGGACCUACCCGACAGGCAGCGACAAGAAGCCAGAAGACGGCUCAUGGCUGCGAAGAGAGCAGCAUCUUUCCGGCAGAAUUCAGCCACAGAGCGUGCAGACAGCAUCGAGAUUUACAUCCCAGAGGCUCAAACCCGGCUUUAAAGACAGAAUGCUGCAGAGUUCCUUUUUUAAACAAAAUGCUUGUACAGUUUGUCAAUUACCUGGUAAUUUUUGUCUCAUUCUCUCCACUAAAUAUGCCCUUGCUGUUGUGUUCUUUGUGCCAUAAGCACAGUGGAAUGCUUUUGAUUUCCUCAGAAUUUGCUGAGCUCACCGCAAGAACGACUUCUUUUGUAUUUAUUGUCUGACUUACAAUCAGCUACAAUGGAUAGGGCUUGUCGAGACCUGACUUAUCCAGUAUAUUCUCAGAGGACAACAAGAAACACCUCUUGAGAUGGAACCCAGCUUACUUUUUUGUUAUUUAUAUUUUUAUAAAAUGUGUGAUAAUUAGGGAUAAGAAUAACAAACUUAUAAAUGGGUGCAUCUCACCAUUCACUAGAGGCAUUAGCUAAUCCAAGUAGAAGGUGCUACAAAUGUAAAGAGCAGGAAAGAAAGAACCCAUUUAUCUCUCUGACCUCCAGUUUCUUUUCCUAGAACCCAGCUAAAAUAUUUACCCAUGUGCUCUGCCACUCUCCUCAUCUUUGUUACUGCAAAAUAACAUUAGGCCUCUCAUGUCAUGUCAAGUUUCUGGAGAUGAACAGGGAUAUCCAGCCACUAAAACUCCAAAGUUCAUCAGAAACCAAGAAGCAUACAAGUCUGGUGGUGUUGGGAAUGCCCACUGAGAAACGUUUGCUGUUAGCAGUGUAACAACACUUUGAAACCUAAGCAAAAUUAUAAUGCAAGAGGACUCGAGUGAUGGGUGAAAGGAAAAUGGAAGCCUUAAAAAGUUAGAUCUUCUGUAGCAAGAUGUGUAAAGAAAAAGUUAUACUUACUCCUUUGGAACACUCAUCACAUUUUUAACAGUUCUUUUAUGUGUUAACGUUUAUUUUAUAAACCUUCUCUCUUUUAUUUCAAGAGCUGCGCUACAUGUAAUAUUUCAAACUCUCAAAAUGUUAUAUCAAUUGAGUUUCCAGGGUAUCCUUGAGAAAAAAAAAAAAAAAAAAAAAAUCUUGCUUGUUUAAAAUGCCAGUUGUGAUGUUGUAAACAGUUUAAGAAAUAUGAAUGUGAGUGGUAAGUAUAUCUAAGUUUAAAUGGUUAUGUUAAGGUAAAGGUGAACUGUGGUUUACAGUUGUAUUUUUUUUAGAACUAUUUUUCUAUGCAGUAUCACUUACAGCAAGAAUAAGCUUCUUGCUUGCUUCAGACGUAACAAACAUGACUCAAGAGAAAACUGAUUUCCAGCCAUGGAAUAUAAGGAAAAUAAUGUAUUUUCAAGCCUCUCAUUAUCAGAAGAUAGAAGUGGUGACUCCCACAAUUAAGAGGCUUUAAAUCAAAACAAAUUGAGAUAGAAUUAUGCCACUUCACCUACCUUCCAGAGCCAAGUGAGCAACCCAGCACUUAGAAGUCUUCAGGUGAAGACGCAAUAAGAUAAGUAACCCACAGACUCCGACCCAAGGUUGGAACGCUACUGAAUACUACUUUAGGUCAAAACAAUAUUAACACAGUAAGACAGACAGUCCCAUCUACUGCAUUUCCUGUUUACCUGCUUUAACAAAUGCAAUGUAUUUAGCCAUAGGCAGAACAGCUAUUAAAUUAUACUCUAGCACUUUGGUUCUUCACCUGACAAGCACUUUAAAUCCGUGUCCCACACACCCUGCAGCCUGACAGAUGACUGAAAACAUGAAUUAUCAUAGGUUAUGCAGAUCUGACAUUGCUUCUAAUCUGUUUUGGUUUGGUUCUGCUUUUUUAUGUUGUUUUUGUUUUUCUUUUUUAUCUUUUUUCCUACAGUGCAUAGUACUAAGCAUGAGUUCUGUCUUUGGAGCACAGCUAAUAAAGCACGUUUAGCUUCAAGAUAGGAAUCUUUAGAGAUGAAGUUUUGAGAUGUCUCUGUGAGGAGAAAGCCCUGUAAAUUGAGCCUGAUAUCUGGUAUAUACUUUGCCAAAUAGCCUUAAACCAUAUUUGGAAGCAAAAACCAAGACGAAUGUAUAUCCUUCAAAAAUGCAAAAAAAAAAAAAAAAAAAAAAAAAAAGAAAAAAAAUUCCCUGAAAUAUUCUUCUAUAGAUGGAAACAUUAUCUUUCCCAUCCCUUGUGUUUUCAAGGCAUUUUCUAUUAAGGAAAGAGCUGAAUUCUGGGUAGUGUACAAUAUUGAUACUACUUCUAUAUUUGUUGUACUAUUUUAAAUACAAAUGUACUUGCAGACACUGUCAUCUUUAGUGUCGAAAACUGAUAUAUUAUUUAAUGUGGAGCUGCUAUUUAGAAAUAUCCACAUAAAACUAAAGCUAGUGUCUUUCCUAGUUUUAGGAAAUAUAAAAUCGGCACACACAACUAAAUAUAUAGAGCUGUUAUAUACAUAUAUGGCAGCUGAUACAUUUUCUCUAAUUUCCCUGUACACUUCACACUUGACUUACUCUUUUGAAAACUCCUAUCUGCAGGGACAGCUCACGUGAUAAGACAAGUCGCAUUUGAUCCUGCCACUAAUCAGACUUUAAAAGUCUGACAAUUGUAAAGACAAA
This is a messenger RNA of Cygnus olor (mute swan), 5923 nucleotides long. RefSeq names its product DLG associated protein 2 (gene DLGAP2). Bases 240 to 3419 code for a protein of 1059 amino acids. Gene Ontology annotation, biological process: signaling. The record is from RefSeq and is a predicted model, not a curated record. Gene Ontology annotation, cellular component: postsynaptic specialization; glutamatergic synapse. The transcript is spliced from 17 exons. Gene Ontology annotation, molecular function: molecular adaptor activity. Lineage: Eukaryota; Metazoa; Chordata; Aves; Anseriformes; Anatidae.